This is a messenger RNA of Sesamum indicum (sesame), 1375 nucleotides long. NCBI's taxonomy places the organism in Eukaryota, Viridiplantae, Streptophyta, Magnoliopsida, Lamiales, Pedaliaceae. The record is from RefSeq and is a predicted model, not a curated record.
UGGAAUGAAAUAUUAAUGGCUACUCUUCCUUAAUUCUGAAGAAAGGAAGUAGAGUAGGAAGCGUGAGAGAGAGCAAAACCCAGCGCAAGAAGAGGAGAAAAAUUGAUUAAAAAAAAAACAACAGGUUUUGCUGAUUACUAUUUAUUCGAGGUUUUUGCGGUGUUGCGGAGCAUCUCCUUGUUUCUUUGUAGUCUGAUUAUACUCGACGACGCUGUUCUUGGUGAAUCUUGAAUUCCGUUCUUGAUGAGCUCCGGUACGUUGAGAAGAAGGCUCCAUCAUGGAGAUGUUGAUGGAGGAAGAUAUGAUCGGUACGAGACUUCGAGAUUCGAUUCGUUAAACGAGCCGUUACUUGGUUAUGGGGAUUACGAUUAUAAUAGGCACGCUGAGGAGCAAGCACUCUUGGGUAUUUUGGAUGAUGAACGAAGUAAAGUGCGCCUGCAUUGGUCGCUGCUCUUUUCUAAUGUAAUCGCGCAGUGGGCACAAUGGUUAGCAAAUAUUGUUCUUGGAUCUGGGUCUCUGUUUGGAAGAAUUAUACCAUUUAUCGCGGGCACUCAAAAUGGAGCAAACAGCAACCUUCCACCUGUUUUACUUAGUCCCUUGCAGGAAGCACGGCUGAGAAAUUUAAAGCAGAGACUGUCAGUCCCUUUUGAUGGCAGCUCUUCAGAGCAUCAAGAUGCUCUUAGACAACUUUGGAGGUUAUCUUAUCCUGAUAGAAAACUCCCAUCUCUUAAGUCAGAGGUUUGGAAAGAGAUGGGUUGGCAGGGAUCUGAUCCUUCUACAGAUUUCAGGGGUGGCGGAUUCAUAUCAUUGGAGAAUUUGAUCUUCUUUGCUAAGACAUAUCCGGAAGCAUUUCAGAAUUUGUUGCACAAGAGAGACGGAAAAAGGUCUGAAUGGGAGUAUCCAUUUGCUGUGGCAGGCAUCAAUGUAUCCUUCAUGCUGGUUCAAAUGUUAGAUCUUCAGUCAGGCAACCCUAGCACUCUAGCUGGCCACCGGUUUCUGGAGUUGCUCCGAGAAGACGAGAUGGCUUUUGACAACCUUUUCUGCAUCGCCUUCAAGUUGUUGGACGCACAGUGGCUUGCAAAGCGCGCUUCAUAUAUGGAAUUUAAUGAUGUUCUCAAGUCAACAAGAUCACAACUAGAGCGCGAGAUGGCACUGGAAGAUGUCUCAACAGUGAGAGAUUUGCCAGCUUAUAAUUUACUGAGAAGAUAGUAUUGAUGGUAUAAUCUUUCAUGAUACUUUUGUAAAUACCUUUUGUUUUUUAAUUUUUUUUCCCCUGGCCUUUGAAUUUGUUGUUCCAAUUAACCAUAUGUGAGACCAGCUUUCAUACCAGAAGCUGUAAAUUUCUGUGUAUAAAGUUUGAAGCACUGUUUUCUUG